AUAGUGUGCACACCCAUGCAGUCGCGCACUCACUAAUUAUUGACAGAUGAUUUCAUCGGUGUAAGUUCCGAGUCACUCUCCUUUACGCCGUAAAACUUCAAACAAUUACGUCGAGAGUAGGCCUACUGUAUAAAUUAAUCAUGCCUUCGUCCAUUUCGUGGAGUUUUUGCAUGGGUUUCUUUCGAAGCAAUCGAGCUUUUUCGACCGCUCUUGUAAUCAUUGUGCUCAUCGCUAACGAAACUUGCAUGACUGCUGUUCUACCAGUGUCUCCUGAAGUCCUACUCAAAUUUUGUUACAGGAAUGUGUACCGUUCUUUGUGUCAGGAGGUUGCACAGACGGGACUAUUCAACAUGUCGGAAUGUUUGACAGAGCAGCCCGAGUCGUAUCACAGUACAAAGGAUGUCACACCCUCCUAUACAACCAGCUCCACUCCAGAACCCUUCUUAGCUCCUCUACACGACUGUCGUGAGAGGCUUAGUUUCCAAAAUGGGUUGUUCCUGGCAACAAAGUUCUUGAUGAGGAUCUUGCUGACUGUUCCUACAAGCUCGCUCGUUGAUAAAGUUGGACCGUUUUUAACGUUUUUCUUCAGUACACUCUUGACUCUGGCCGCCUGUUUGAUGAUGGGCUUUGCUGACUCGAUCCUGGUACUUUUUCUAUCGCGAGCACUCCAUGGCAUCGGUGGGACUGGAGUGGAAAUCGCAGGAAUUUCUUACUUAGCCAUACGAUACCAAGAUGAUGAGAACAAGAAAGGAUUUGUUUUUGGUUUGGUGAUCAGCGGCUUUGCUUUCGGAACACUUAUCGGUCCAACUUUAGGUUCUGUCCUGUAUGGACUAGUAGGUCAGUCUGCUCCAUUCCUGGUCAUCUCUGCUGUAUUAAUUGCUUCUGUAGUUUUUAUUCCAAUCUUCAUGCCUGUGGACAUACGACCUCCUUUGACAGAAGAGGGGUCAUCUGCUCUUACUUUAAUAAUGAAUCCUUACACCAUACUGGUCUCGGUUCUCGCUUUGAUGAACACGAUGGGCAUGGCCUACGCUAGUGCAACCCUUCCAAUCUGGCUUCGAUCAACUUUACACACACCAGACUGGCAAAUAGGUCUGAUUUUCAUUCCAACUAGUAUCAUGCACGUUAUAUCAGGACCUCUUAUCGGAUACUGGAAUAAAAAAUUGAAAAGAUGGAGGUGUAUGUUUGUUGGGGUGUUAGCGAUGGCCAUUGGUAUUUCCACGCUUCCACUAGCUCACGGGAUCUGGCACCUGAUUCCCUCUAUGUGCAUCAUUGGAUUUGCCAUUGGUACUGUUGAUAGCACCGUAAUGGGAAUAAUGUAUCGAAUUGUAGAAGUUUGGUAUAACGGCGCGCACAGCUUGGCUGCCGCCGUUUUCGUCUUUAACUUUUGUCUUGCGUACACAAUAGGUACGCUGACUACAGGUUUUAUUGUCGGAUAUAUUGGAUUUAAUUGGACUAUGUGGAGCUUAUCGAUAGCCAUUCUCGUGUCUUCACCAUUUUGUUUACUGCUCAGUCGAAUUCCAGAAGAGAAAGAAACCCUACCAUCUCCUGAUCAAGAUGUUCUGUUACCGAACUGUCCACCCGAGACAAUAGAAGAUAAACCACAACCAUCGCUUGAUGAAACCAUACGCUUGAUCAAAGGAUGAUAGCAAACUAUCGUAAACACGAUCACAAGAUGUUGCAUCAGGCGCGUACGCAGGGAGGUGUUUGGGG
Messenger RNA from Strongylocentrotus purpuratus (purple sea urchin), 1710 nucleotides. RefSeq names its product chromaffin granule amine transporter. Gene Ontology annotation, molecular function: serotonin:sodium:chloride symporter activity. Gene Ontology annotation, biological process: transmembrane transport; aminergic neurotransmitter loading into synaptic vesicle. The coding region runs from base 141 to 1643 and encodes 500 amino acids. NCBI's taxonomy places the organism in Eukaryota, Metazoa, Echinodermata, Echinoidea, Camarodonta, Strongylocentrotidae. The transcript has 14 exons. Gene Ontology annotation, cellular component: terminal bouton; synaptic vesicle membrane. The record is from RefSeq and is a predicted model, not a curated record.